Quercus lobata is the source of this 1169-nucleotide messenger RNA. RefSeq names its product transmembrane protein, putative (DUF1218). The coding region runs from base 192 to 992 and encodes 266 amino acids. Lineage: Eukaryota; Viridiplantae; Streptophyta; Magnoliopsida; Fagales; Fagaceae. The transcript is spliced from 3 exons. The record is from RefSeq and is a predicted model, not a curated record.
UCGUACUUUGUGUGAAUACUUAACAUUAAAGACCAGACCCCUCGAAUCUUUGGCACCCCAAGCAACCUUUGGUUCAAGCAAUUCUACAAUUCUCUCAAUGUGUCUCUCUCUUUUUAACUCAAAAAAUCCCAAACCCCAUGUUGUCUUUCUUCUUGGGGUUACAUGAAUUGUAGCUAUUGUGGACAUACAGAAUGCCAGGCAAAAUGGCAGUCACACAUGCUGACCUUGAACCAAGCCGUCGAAGCACAGACUUGGGUAGCAAAAUUGGGGUCCUUCUUAUGAUCUUAACCAUUCUCUGUGGCUUGUUUUGCUUCAUUCUCUGCCUCGUCUCAGAAGCCACACGUUCUGAGGUCACAUGGGUGGGGACUAAUGAAAAAGGAAAAGGAGCGAAAUAUGAAUGUGUAUAUAGUGGCAGUGGGAAAACACCAUUGUUGUGUGCUGCUGCUGCAUUUGUUGGACUAGCAGUUGCCAUGGUGAUAGAACAUACCUACAUUUUGAUUGCAGUCACUAAUUCUCCACCUCCAGCUUUGGUUUCAUGGGACCCUGACUCUGCUCCUGCCAAUUAUCUAACAUGGCAAGCCGGCUUUUUCUUUGUUACAACUUGGAUUUGUUUUGCUGUUGGUGAGAUUUUGUUGUUGAUUGGAUUAAGUGUAGAGUCAGGCCAUCUCAAAAAUUGGAAUAGGCCAAGACCAAAUUGCCUAAUUCUCCGAGAAGGCUUAUUCUCUGCAGCUGGAGUUUUUUCAUUGACUACAGUCUUCCUUGCUGCUGGUCUAUACUUGACAGCAUUGCGUGCCCAAAUAAUAUCCCAAGAGCUAGCAAAUGUCCAGCGUGAAGUGCUUGAGGCCUCGGCCCUGUACGCGACUCCACCAUCUUCACCCCCACAUGGAAUCACAACCAUUGCAAGGGAGAAUCCCAUUACUAGAGAGAAUCAUGAUCAGCAACCAUUGUUUGUCUUUCCACAGGCUUUUAGCAAGCACUCAAAUUUAGUGUGAAGCAAGCAAAGGAUAGUUUGUGCCUCUAGCUAAGCUAAAGGCACAAGUUAGGUCUACAUCUUAUACAAGUGCAAUGGAGAAGCUAAAUGUUCAUAAUCAUAACUAUGUAAUUACAAUUCAUUUAAUUUUGUAAAUUAACUUUUGUAAAGUUAACAGAGAUUUGUUGAGAUAAGAAUA